This is a messenger RNA of Dendroctonus ponderosae (mountain pine beetle), 1922 nucleotides long. RefSeq names its product protein mono-ADP-ribosyltransferase PARP14-like. NCBI's taxonomy places the organism in Eukaryota, Metazoa, Arthropoda, Insecta, Coleoptera, Curculionidae. The transcript is spliced from 3 exons. The coding region runs from base 102 to 692 and encodes 196 amino acids. Gene Ontology annotation, molecular function: NAD+ poly-ADP-ribosyltransferase activity. The record is from RefSeq and is a predicted model, not a curated record.
UGUGUAUAAGACACAGAUCACAGAGGUGAGCUGUGGAUAGGUUAUUUCGGUUGUCAAAUUCACAUUUAAAUUGAACCAAACGUUUUCAAGUUUGUUUUAACAUGUUUUACAGUGAAGUUUUGAAGAAUGUGCCCAGCAACUGGAGCCCCAUGACCACCGAUGAUAGAUAUAUGAAGAAACCAUUAAUGCCUUACACUGAAGAAUUUGCGAAAGUUAUAGAACUUCUAUGCAAAAGGCAAUAUUACGGAAGGCAGUUUGGAAUUUUUCGGAUACAGAACCCGCUUCUUUGGAGCAAAUUUCUGCUACGAAAGUCAGAAUAUGACCAGAGAGGCCCUGUUGAGAUUAAAACCCUAUAUCAUGACACGUCGAUAGCGAAUGCUGAGUCAAUUAUCGAAUUCAAUUUCGAUUGGCGAAUGGGGCAGAGAACAAAGUAUGGACAAGGAGUUUAUUUUUCCGUUGAAGCCAGCGCAGCCUUUAGACAUAGUACUAAAGAUGGCAGUCGUCUAAGGGCUAUGUUUGUGGUGGAUGUGUUGGUGCAAAACGUUCAAGAAGGUCAGCCAAAUAUGUGCUUACCAGCAAUUGGCUUUGACACUAUUUUGGCUAAUAAUAAUAAUACUUACGUGAAGUUUUUUGAUUCGGAAUACUAUCCCAAAUAUUUCAUGGUAUAUGAACCGAACCCUUUUUUUUUCUAGUUUCAAACUUUUACCGUGAAGGGUAGGUCAAAUUGACUCCAAUUGCAACACGUUAUAGAAUAUUGUUAUUAAAAUGUAGUUUUUAACAUCAACUUUACGAAUGGACGCUAUUUUGUAUGAUAUUUUAUGAUAACGAAUCCACUUCAUCAGCCUCGAUUCCUACUGAACCACUGCCUUCCAAAGUCUCCAGUAGGUAAGCAGCCACGUAACAUGCAGACGCAUUUUGAAGUCGUACGACACGAAACGAGUAUGCACUGAAACAAAAUGUAUCUGCAAAAAGGAAUGCAUGAGGCAUCGUAAUAAAACAACGCAUGGGAGAAUCCAACAUAUUUUUUUAACUUACAGGACGAUAUGAAUAUGCUACCUAUCGCCUUUAUCAAUUGAAGCAAUGAAAUAACCACACACGGUUAGACCCCCGAUUUACUGUGAAAUUUAAAAACGUGGUGCGAUUCAAUUCAAAGUAAUAGCAGUACAAAAAAUAUUUACUAAUUAUUCUUAGAAGCAAAACAAACAUGUGACCAAAAAGUGACCAUUCUUUGACUUGCCCUCAUAAUUUCAAGGACACUUUUUAUACUAAUGUGAGAAACAAAGCCUGAAAAUGCGUCAAACUCUUAGCCAGUAGGUACAUAUGCCAUGACGCAUAUUUUGUGAUAAUGAAAGUUUCUUGUUGGUUACAAGUGAAAUUAAUCUAAGAUUUAGAUUUAAGAUCAAAUGCAAAUGUUGCAAUAUUUUUAUGUAUGUUAAUAAUAUAAUUAAUCAUACAAAUAAAUAUUUUAGUGCAUUUGUUAAUACAUUUUUAAGAGCGGUUAAAAAAGGCCUUUGAAAAGUCAGAGUUUAGUUAUUAAGUUUUUAUACUUACCUACUGUUUAUUAUUUGUUACUUUGGACAUGUUUUUGACUGGGUUACCAUUAAUUACGAUUAUUAGAUAUACUGUAUAAGAUUAGUUUACAAGCCUUAUUUGUCAGGCACUUUUUUAUACUCUGUUGUUGAUUUGCCAUUUGACCAACUUAUUAUGCUAAAUAAGUGUAAGUUGCCCCUGGAAAUGCAUUUCUUUUGCAGCCCAUUCAAAGCUUCUGAACUUCGAUUUCGGAAAACCAAAUCGAAUCUAAUACCUCGAACAACCGUUUAUAAAAAUAUGUUAUAUGUGAAAUUGUUAACCAUUGAACUUUUUAUCCCAUAGGUGAAUCAACAUAUCAGUCAUGACAAAUAUAUAUUAUUUUUACACUUUUA